ACGUUCUGGGACUUUUUGGUAGUCACAAAGAAAAAGUCUCCUCUCUGGCGCGUUCUCUCUCUCUCUCAGUCACUUUUCUCGCAAUUUCUCUUUCCCUAUUCGCGGUGCGCACUUUGCUGCUAGGCGCGGUGGCGCUUUCCUCGCUGCUCUGCCGGAGCUCAUUAUUUGCUCGCUUUAUGGAGGCAGCUGGAAUGUUUACUAUGUUACCUACGAGUUGGAUGUGUGCUUGUUUGUCUUUAUGCAUUGGUUUUUAGUGAUGAUGUUUUGCUUUAAGAUGUGAAAAAAAGGAGAAAACUUGCUGAAGAUCGAAAGAGGAAAAAAAGUUGAGAAAAUGAAAUAGAGGAAGGAUUACCUAGUUAACAAUGGGAACUUCUGUAAGGAAGCUCAUAGCAUUAGCACCUCAAUCGAAGCACCUUCGGCAAAAAACAACACCUGCUGCAAGCCUGCUGCAGGUUCCUGUGCUUGGUACUAGCUUCCCCACCCCGUUACCCACGCUUUCUCUUACCUCGUCAACCACGCAAUCCCAGCUCUUAGCCUUUCUCAAAACCCACCUCAAAUCUCCAAUCACCCCACAAAUUCUCCUCCACUUCCUCAAGAACAAGCUGCAUUACCACCCAAAAUUCACCCACCUUGACUUCCAUAUUUUUCAAUGGGCCAGUACCAUUGAUUCGUAUCGCCAUGAUCACCAUACUUAUGAAUGGAUUGUCAGAACCCUUGCUAUUUCUGAUCGCUUUGAUGCCCUCAGAGUUGUUGUUCUUGAUAUUAUGCCCUCUAAGCCAUGCCCAUGCUCUGAUGGGAUCUUUUGUUGCCCAAGAAUUGAACCAAUAUUUAGAUUCGCCAUCAAUUCUUAUUGCAGAGCUGGAAGAUUAGAUGAUGCCUCAAUUAUAUUUAGUACUAUGCGGAAAUUGAUUGACGGGAAGCCUAGUGUUGCUGUUUAUAAUAUUUUGAUUCAUGGGUUUGUUAAGAAUGGCCAACAUGAUAAGGCUUUGCGCUUGUAUGAUCAGCUUAUUCUGGAUAGAGUUAAGCCUGAUGUGUUUACUUUCAAUAUAUUGAUUAGUAGCUACUGUAAGAGUUCAAAGUUUGGUUUGGCGUUGAAUUUAUUCAAGGAAAUGCGGGCUAAAAAUUGCGAGCCUAAUGUAGUUAGUUUCAAUACUUUGAUAAAAGGGUUCUUUAAGGAGAGAAAUUUUGAGGAAGGGGUUUCCAUGGCAUAUGAAAUGAUCAAGCUGGGGUGUCAAAUUUCAAGUGUAACUUGUUUGAUUUUGGUCAAUGGGCUUUGCAAGGCUGGGAGAACAUUGAGGGCAUAUGAGCUGUUGAUUGAUUUCUCAAAGAAAGGAGUUUUACCUGAUGGGUUUGAGUGUUCAAACCUUGUUGUGAGCCUUUGCAGUGAAUCAGAUGCAGGCCGAGCAUUAGAGGUUGUGGAGGAGAUGUGGAAGACAGGGAAUAGUCCUGGCAUCAUUGCUUGUAUUACUUUGGUGGAAGGUCUGAGGAAUGCUGGAAAUAUAGAAGACGCACUGAAGUUGGUGGAGAAGAUGCUAAAAAAGGGUAUACAGUUGGAUAGUGUGACUUUUAAUUGUCUUCUUCAAGAUGCUUGUCAUUUGAGAAGAACUGCUGAAGCUGAUAGGUUGAGGUUGUUGGCUUCCAGCAAGGGUUUAAAUGCCGAUGUUGUGACCUAUAACAUAUUAAUUGCUGGUUACACAAGGGAAGGUAAAACGAAAGAAGGUGAGCACCUGGUAGAAGAGAUGCUGGACAAAGACUACAUUUCAGAUAUUGCCUCAUAUAACAGUUUGAUAGAUGGGUUGCGUAACAACAGAAACUUUGCUAGUUAAUGGAGCUUUUUGGGAUAUAGGUUAUCAGGAAGCAAGGCACAAUCCCUUUUUGCAUCAGCUGUCUGUCUCCAUUUAUAGCACGAACAAGUAGCAUGACUAAUAUGCUUUGUACUUCCACUGAAGAGAGAUUGCUAUUAACCUUUGAAACGUUUGGACUUUGGUGCUACUAGUAGCAAAAAUGACAAGAUCAGUCCAUCCGGCAUUUGGAGGAUGCAGUCUGGACUCUGGAUUUGAUAAUGAGAUUAUCACAAUUUAAGCCUUGGAGUUUAUGUAUAAUGAUGACAUGUCCAAAUCCAGCUAUACCUAAAUCUAGAUAAACCUAAGAAUCUUAUUGUAAUUGGUGUUUUAGUUGUAUUCAAGUCCUUUAUACAGCUGAAUAUCAUAACGAUGAAAUAAACCAGUGGAAUGAAUGGCUCCAUACGAAAUCGAGAGAUAUAGAAAGGUGGCAACAAAGACUGAGAAAGACAAAAAAAGAGGAAGUAUUAUUUUUCUUUUCACCUGUUAGCUGCUAGCUAUACCUUUCUCGCUUCUGUGAUCCCCCAUAGCCCUCAGUUGCUCUCACCUUAGAUCCCCCACUUUCUCAUGUAUAUUGAAAUGCACUGAUGAUGAUUGGUAGAAGAUGAGAUGAGCAAUCUAGCACCUAAAGGAAUUUGUCUGGUCUAUUUCACUGAGUGUUUUCAACCUCCUUCUGUCAAAGUGGUGCGGUGGUGGAUUAGUUAGAAGCAAAGUUGGUUGUUGCCGACUGAAGAAGCGCUCCAUCCUCUGAAUCAUAAUAUCAAAAGCUUACCUAGUGCCUCUGGGAUUUUAUAUCGUAGUUCUCUGAGGGUUGGGCUGGGUCGUCGAGGCCUGAUGCGUAAUUUACGCCCACCAGACAAUUUUUAUAGACUCUGCAGUCUAGUGUUUGAUACUCUGAUGCGCGCAAGAGAGCCUUUGUAAAAGAAGGUACUGUUUCUUUUACUGACCUAAUGACCUUGAUGCUACUUUCAAUUGAUUAAUUCGAACACUGAAGGAGGAAUCAAAGCUUGAUGCCACAAGAAUGCACAUUUGAGAAGAGGAGGUCCAGAUUACCAGAAGGGUUUUUCGAAUAUGCAGAUGCUAGGAGAGAAGAUUGGAACUUUUAUUGAGGUACAUAUAUAUUAUAUAUAUACAUCCUGUUUUCUUGCUGAGACACUGAAGUAAUACAAUCGACCUGCCUGUUACCGGAGGCGCUUCUGCUUAACUUGGGUUCUUUGAAAUGUACUUAUAUUUCUGGGUCGCAACGGCGGAAUACCUCUCCCUCCUCCCUCCAAGUUAUCAGAAAUUCUAAUGUACUUCCUCGGUUCAGAAUAAUAACACCACCUUCCAUGCUAGAACAAGAAAGGUGUUCUUUUGGCUAAAUGUUUACACUAGUAAAAAAAUCUUGUCAGAAGAUCUUUUUAUUUGUUUUUGGCCUUGUUUGGUAAUUGGCGGUUGGCUGUUU
This is a messenger RNA of Beta vulgaris subsp. vulgaris (sugar beet), 3285 nucleotides long. RefSeq names its product pentatricopeptide repeat-containing protein At2g36240. The transcript has 5 exons. Gene Ontology annotation, molecular function: protein binding. The record is from RefSeq and is a predicted model, not a curated record. Lineage: Eukaryota; Viridiplantae; Streptophyta; Magnoliopsida; Caryophyllales; Amaranthaceae. The coding region runs from base 363 to 1826 and encodes 487 amino acids.